Molecule: messenger RNA, 3630 nt
Organism: Lacerta agilis (Sand lizard)
Lineage: Eukaryota; Metazoa; Chordata; Lepidosauria; Squamata; Lacertidae
Gene: SLC35A5
Product: solute carrier family 35 member A5
Exons: 7
Coding region: 154-1443 (429 amino acids)
Biological process (GO): pyrimidine nucleotide-sugar transmembrane transport
Cellular component (GO): Golgi membrane
Molecular function (GO): pyrimidine nucleotide-sugar transmembrane transporter activity
Source: RefSeq, a predicted model, not a curated record
GCUGACGGCUCCGUUCGUGUGCGUGAGGAGCGAGCGGCCAGAGGCUGGGGCUGGCGAGGAAAGGGAUGUAUGAAGAGAAAAGCAACAGCUGUCAGACAACGAUACCUCCGGGAGGCUGAAGGUGCGAGAGGGCACUGACAACAAGGCAGCGGAAUGGAGUCCAGGUGCUGUAGUCCGCCUGCUCGGUGGGCCAAGCCAGCCAUGUAUACAUUCCUUCUAGGAGGUGGCUUUGUUACCUUGGGAUCAAGUCGUAUCCUUCUAAUGAAAUACUCUGCCAAUGAAGAUAACCAGUAUGAUUAUCUUCCUGCAACUGUGAAUGUGUGCUCGGAAUUAGUUAAGCUGGUGCUCUGUCUGGUAAUGGCACUCUGGGUCACCAGGAAAGGAGGUAAUUCUCAUAGUGGAUUUGGCUGCAGCUCAUGGAGGCAAUUGAAUAGCUACAUUAAGUGGUCAAUUCCUGCCUUUCUCUAUUUUCUGGAUAACCUGAUUGUCUUCUAUGUCUUGUCAUAUCUCCAGCCAGCCAUGGCUGUGCUUUUCUCAAAUUUUGUCAUUAUAACAACUGCUCUCCUGUUCAGAAUUGUGCUGAAGCGGCAACUCUCCUGGGUGCAGUGGGCGUCCUUGCUGAUUUUAUUCCUGUCUAUUGUCGCCCUGACUGCCGGGACAGGAAGCCACAAGCAUACCUUGGCCAUGCAUGGGUUCCAUCACGACAUCUAUUUCAGCCACUCUAACAGUUGCCUGCAGUAUGCCAGCCUGGAGGAAGAGUGCUUGGGAAGAGAGAACUGCACGAGAAUGUGGCUUUUCCCCAGCUUAAGCUGGAACAUCACUGCUGCCACUGGAGCCCUGAGAACCAUUCCCCUUGGGCUAGGACACCUGCUCAUACUGGUGCAGUGCUUCAUCUCCGCCCUGGCCAACAUCUACAAUGAAAAGAUACUGAAAGAAGGAGGCCAGUUCAGUGAAAACAUCUUCGUACAGAACACCAAGCUGUACCUCUUUGGAGCCGUGUUCAACGCCCUGAUUCUGAGCUUGCGCCCCGAAAACAGGCGCAGGAUAGAACACUGUGGGUUCUUCUAUGGGCACAAUGCGUUCUCCGUCGCCCUUAUUUUCGUCACUGCCUUCCUGGGGCUCUCUGUGGCUUUCAUCUUGAAGUUCCGAGACAACAUGUUUCACGUCCUGUCUGCACAGGUCACCACCGUGAUCAUCACCACCGUGUCUGUCUUUGUUUUUGACUUCAAGCCUUCCCUGGAGUUCUUCCUGCAAGCUCCUGUGGUGCUCUUGUCCAUUUUCAUCUACCAUUCCAGCAGCCCUCGAUGCGUGGAAUACACCGCCCAGUGGGAGCGGAGCAAAGUCGGCGGAGGGCCCUGGGAGCGCUCCAAUGGGGAUGGAGAAGAACUCGAGAGACUUACGAAGCAAGACAGUGACCAUGAUUCAGAAGAAGAGGCCUUAUAGCCUGGCUUUGGAUUUUUGAAGUACAGACAUUCUUAUUUAAGAAAAUGAAGUUUUACCCUGGGGUGGGGGGGGAGGUUCGGACCAUGACCAACAGGUGGAAGUGUCUUCUUUCUUUUUCGCUAAGGUGGGAUUUUAAAUUGUGUUUCAUAAAGCUGUGCAAGGUAAUAUAUUAGGUACUGUGAAGGGGUCUUGACAAGGGAAGGGACCUAUUCCUAGAGGAUGAGGAUAAUGCUAUUGGUGGCUCUUAAUGAGGACUCCAGGAUCAAAUCCAGGUGCCUCUGAAUACCUCUUGUUGGGGAUUAGCAGCCUUCAUGUCCUGCUCAUGGGCUUCUCAUAGUCAUCAGGUUGGCCACGGUGAGAAGUGGGAUGCUGCGCUUUUGGUCUGAUCCAGCACAGCUGCUCUUACGUACUUGACUUCUGUAGUUCAUGAGAGUGAAGAAUUCCUGCAGAAAGAGAGCGGCCGGCAAUGGUUGCUAGUUCAGAAUGCUUUGGAUGAAGAGACGUAGAACAGGAAGCAUCACUUGGAACUUUCUCACUUGGUUCUUUCACAUGAAUGUAAGAAAGCAUUAAUGCUGCUGAAGUUAACCGAGAUACCUUGGUUCAGAGCAAAUGCAAAUGAAGAAUCAAUAGAUGGAGCCUUGGAGGCUGUUCAUCUUACAGUAUUCUGGAGAUAAGAGCUGUCAAACUAUUCGCAAUUGUAUGCCACAAACACCUAAGGAUUUACUCAUAUUUCAGGGGUACUUGAAACAAUGUCAAAUGUGUCUUUAGCACCAUGUGUGUAUGCUGUUGCCACUCAUGGUUCCUGACACACAUUUCUGUGAUUUGUACAGUUGAAGAAGUACAUUUGUCAGACGCACAACUAUGCUUUUAGAUGUAUAUUUAAACUGUUUUACAGGAGCAGCUUUAAAGUAAUGGGCUGUCCACAGUGCUAGUCCUACCCAGAGUGGACCACUGAAAUUACUGGACAUAAACUAGUCGUAGUCCUUAAUUUCAGUGGUUCUGCUCUUGGAUAGGAGUAGCAUUGGAUACCACUGGUACCGUGUGAAGUGGGGCUCAGUGGUGGAUGCAGUUGAAGUAUAUUAAUCCAAGCUCACGUAUUGAAGAACAUUAUAUACCCUCCUGGUGUUAUGGUGCUAUGUUUUACACGUGAUUAUUAGGUAUCCUUAUACUUGAACCUGAAAGUUGUCGUUGGUAUAUCUAAUGCUGCUUCUAAAGCAAAGGUGGGAAUGUUGGGACUCCCAACUCCCAUCAGUCUACCCAAAAUUGCCAGUGGUAAAGUAAUGGUAGAGUUGCAGUCCAGCAACAUUUGGAGGGCCAUAGGUUCCCCACCCACGCUGUGUGGGCUCAUGAUGAUUUUCUCCCCUCAUUGUCACAAAUCAACAUAGCCAUCCCGCUGAUGGAUCCUUAGAACCCAAUGAGCUUCUUCACAUUUUCAAAUGUGAAAAGUGCCCGAAUUAGGAGCACAGGGUAUGCACAAGUUCCUUUCAUCUGUGUGCAGCCCUUUUACACGAGCUGCGAAACAAACCAGGAAGCUGCACUUAAUCAUCGUUUCCCAUGACAAUUCCAUCUCACUGACUAUAGUUAACAGCUUCCAGAUCAGCCAAGAUUCAAAAGCCAACUUUAAACUAUGGUUUCAUAUCCUGUCUUCUUUAGAAGUCACUAACCGUAUUUUCCUAGUUUGAAUGUAUCAGGAAGAUGAUGUAUUAACUGAAACUUCCUGGUUUGUUUCAGAGCUCGUGUAAAAGGGCUGCACACAGAUGAAAGGAACUUGUGCCUUUACUGGCCUAUUCUUGCCACUUGAAAUGGCAAGCUGCAGUGCCUCUCCAUAUUUGAUUUUGGCAUAAGUGCCCACUCUGCCUUUGUCCCUUAGUUUUUUCUCUUGUCCUUUUUAAUGCCUGUCUCUGUGUAAAACACAACUUAGAACUUUUAACAAUGCCUGCAACCCUUUUGUUAAGUAUGAUUCAAGGAAAUGCAUGUUUUGUAAUUUAACUAGGGUUCAAUCAGGGAUGAGACUAUGUAUAAAGGAAAUAGUAUCAAUAGAAAUGGGGCGAGGAGGUCAAGUGUUUCUGAUUCCUUUUCUCUUGUAUUUUUGGUUGGGGGGCUGCAAUAUAAUUUGAAAAUCUUGGUAAUACUUGAACUGUCACAGCUUCAGUUUUACACUUCUAGCCCAAGUCCCUAUUUGCCAAA